AAGAGACUGAGAGAGAGACGGCACUACAAAAAUUCAAUCUCUCACAUAUUUCAGACAUUGCGACUCUCUCUACUGACUACUGUACUCUCUCUCUCUCUCUCUCUCUCUCUCUGUGGUAGGUAAAGGUAAACCAAGGGAAGGUGUGGUGAGCAAAGCACGAGCUCGAAGCUCGCUACUGUGUACUUAAACCUUGGCGGCGAAUUGAAUCGAAAUUAAGUACGUACAUCUUGAAGAUCGAUAUAUGGCGAACAUAGACAUAGAGGGAAUACUGAAGGAGCUGCCCAACGAUGGGCGUAUCCCGAAGACGAAGAUCGUGUGCACUUUGGGUCCUUCAUCUCGGUCGGUGGAGAUGUUGGAGAAGCUGCUGAGGGCUGGCAUGAAUGUUGCUCGCUUUAACUUCUCCCAUGGCACUCACGACUACCACCAGGAGACCCUCAACAAUCUCCGCACUGCCAUGCACAACACUCAGAUCCUCUGCGCCGUCAUGCUCGAUACCAAGGGACCUGAGAUUCGGACUGGAUUCCUCAAGGAUGGGAAGCCUAUUCAACUUAAAGAAGGCCAGGAAAUCACCAUUACUACUGACUAUAGCAUCAAGGGUGAUCCAGAGACCAUCUCCAUGAGCUACAAGAAGCUGGCCGUGGACUUGAAGCCUGGAAAUACCAUUUUAUGUGCGGACGGCACCAUUACCCUUACUGUGUUGUCUUGUGAUCCAGCGGCUGGUAUUGUGAGGUGCCGUUGUGAGAACACUGCAUUGCUGGGUGAGAGGAAAAAUGUCAAUCUUCCUGGUGUUGUGGUGGAUCUUCCCACACUGACAGAGAAGGACAAGGAAGAUAUUCUGGGAUGGGGUGUUCCCAACAACAUUGAUAUGAUUGCUCUUUCAUUUGUACGCAAGGGAUCAGAUCUUGUUAAUGUCCGUAAAGUUCUUGGACCCCAUGCCAAGAACAUACAGUUGAUGUCAAAGGUUGAGAACCAGGAGGGAGUUAUCAACUUUGAUGAGAUCCUGCGUGAGACCGACUCAUUCAUGGUUGCACGAGGCGAUCUUGGUAUGGAAAUCCCAGUUGAGAAAAUUUUUCUGGCACAAAAAAUGAUGAUAUAUAAGUGUAAUCUUGUGGGCAAGCCUGUUGUCACUGCCACUCAGAUGCUUGAAUCCAUGAUCAAGUCUCCACGGCCAACGCGUGCUGAAGCCACAGAUGUAGCUAAUGCUGUCCUUGAUGGCACUGAUUGUGUCAUGCUUAGUGGUGAGAGUGCAGCUGGGUCCUAUCCAGAACUCGCUGUGAAGAUCAUGGCUCGAAUAUGUAUUGAGGCAGAAUCGUCCCUUGACUAUGGGGCUAUCUUUAAGGAGAUGAUAAAGUCUACACCGCUUCCAAUGAGCCCAUUGGAGAGUCUUGCAUCCUCUGCUGUCCGAACAGCCAACAAGGCCAGAGCCAAACUCAUUGUUGUGUUGACUCGUGGUGGGAGCACCGCAAAAUUGGUAGCCAAGUACAGGCCAGCUGUUCCUAUCGUAUCUGUAGUUGUUCCAGUUUUGACCACGGACUCGUUUGAUUGGGACUGCAGUGAUGAGACUCCAGCAAGACAUAGCCUGAUCUACAGGGGUUUGAUUCCUCUAUUGGCUGAAGGAUCUGCAAAGGCCACCGAUUCUGAAUCCACUGAGGUGAUCCUGGAUGCUGCUCUAAAGUCGGCAACAAAGAGGAGACUGUGCAAGCCUGGUGAUGCUGUGGUGGCACUUCAUCGUAUUGGAGUCGCCUCUGUCAUUAAGAUUUGCGUAGUGAAGUAACGUUGAGGAUGCCCACAUUGCGUCCUAGGGGAAGACUUUGCUUUCUGGUUUCUUUUAUACUGCUAUGGUGUUUUAGCUGUCAAAGCACUGAACAAUCUAGUAUCUUCAUUUCCUUAUGUGAGAGGCUAUGGGGACACACAUCUAGUUCCUGUGUUGAGUUAAUGCUGUGUACUUUAUCAGCUAAUUUUUAUUAAUCGUGAUUGAUUUUCCCCUA
Messenger RNA from Rosa rugosa (rugosa rose), 1988 nucleotides. RefSeq names its product pyruvate kinase, cytosolic isozyme. The transcript is spliced from 4 exons. Gene Ontology annotation, cellular component: cytoplasm. NCBI's taxonomy places the organism in Eukaryota, Viridiplantae, Streptophyta, Magnoliopsida, Rosales, Rosaceae. Gene Ontology annotation, biological process: glycolytic process. The record is from RefSeq and is a predicted model, not a curated record. Gene Ontology annotation, molecular function: pyruvate kinase activity; potassium ion binding; magnesium ion binding. Bases 242 to 1774 code for a protein of 510 amino acids.